CGUCUGCAUUCUGAAGAUGGAUUCAAGUCUAACACAGUACUUGUUGUCGGUCAUCCAAAGCCUACCUGUCUCCACAGAGAUGUUCUUGCAGGAACACCUUCAUGUUCUCCUCCAGGAUGUGUCCCCCUAUUUUAUGGGAUUGGCCGCUACGCUAAUGUCCGUUCUGUUCGCCGUCGUUGUGACUUAUAAAUGGAGAAGAAACAAAAACAACAAGUUACCAAAAAAACAUAAAGAUGAAACUAAAGACACGACAGGAGGCCAAAAGAGUAAGAAGAAUUCUACGAAGAUGGCGACUCCAACCCAGCGAAUGCAGGACUACCAGCAGUCACUGAAGAUCAUCUUGGCAAUGAAGCGGAUAUAUAGACUGGAAGACCAAAUCAAUGUAAGUGACACCCUUCAAAAGACGAUGGAGAAUGACCUCAAGGCUGCAAGAAAAGAUCUGGAGAAGAUCGACCAGCAGCCUGAAGAAUCUGAGGGGCUGAAGGCCACGCAACUUGAACUGGAGAGCAAGAUGUCAGAGAUCAGGGACCUCCGUAAAAAGCUGCAAGAAGCCAAGCUUCAUUCCGAGGCUCUCGCAGAGAAGAACCGGCAGAAGGAGGCUUAUUUGACUGAAAUAAAGGAAAGAUACAAGCAGGAGUUUAGGAAAAAAAUCUAUGAAGAGCAGCAGUGGAGGGAGGAGAUUGACGAAGAGGUGGAGAUUCUGAAGAAGAAGCUGGAGAAGAAGCAGAGCGAGGUACGUUGAGUCCACUCAGGAGCAGAAUCUGUGUCCAAUGGAGACGAAGUCUUAACGAUGGCAGAGGAAGAGGAAAUCAGAAGCAGAAAAUUCCUAAAUCUACCCGGUGAAAAAGCUGAACUUCCCCAGUUAGCUGAUGACAACUCAGCGACUGCCUUUUUAUUUACAGCUUGAAAAUGAGUCAAUUUACUGACUUUAUUGUAUUAGAUGAUGAUGGAAGAUAUUGAGAUGCCUUGAUGUGUAAAUAUUUAGUUUAUCAUAAUCAUCUAAGUGUAUAUAUUGUGACAAGAGUAAAUUAUAUUUAAAAGAACAUGAAGCAGGUUUGGAAUUCUUGUAUGACUUUAUGUUGACAUUUUCACUUUUUCAUAUCUAGUGUGUAUUUUAUUAAAAUAUGUGUUAUCUUAUAAA
Messenger RNA from Fundulus heteroclitus (mummichog), 1141 nucleotides. RefSeq lists its product as uncharacterized. The transcript has 10 exons. The coding region runs from base 17 to 742 and encodes 241 amino acids. The record is from RefSeq and is a predicted model, not a curated record. NCBI's taxonomy places the organism in Eukaryota, Metazoa, Chordata, Actinopteri, Cyprinodontiformes, Fundulidae.